This is a messenger RNA of Amborella trichopoda, 2217 nucleotides long. RefSeq names its product plant-specific TFIIB-related protein (gene PBRP). The record is from RefSeq and is a predicted model, not a curated record. Gene Ontology annotation, biological process: DNA-templated transcription initiation; transcription preinitiation complex assembly. Gene Ontology annotation, cellular component: transcription preinitiation complex; nucleus. Lineage: Eukaryota; Viridiplantae; Streptophyta; Magnoliopsida; Amborellales; Amborellaceae. Gene Ontology annotation, molecular function: TBP-class protein binding.
CAGAAAACUCAAUUCCCCAUCCAUGGCGCCCUGCGAACCCAAGGUCACGGCGCGAUGCCCCUACUGCUCCGGCCCAGGCCCAGCUCGUUCCCCUCCGCUGUCGGCCGUUGCCCGAUCGGCCAUGACUGCCGAGUGCACCUCCUGCGGCCGCGUCGUCGGCGAGCGUCAGACCGUGACCCACGAGCUCUUCUUCGAGCGCGCCCAGUACUCGCCACUGUGCAUUGUGACUCCUGAUCUCUCCAACCCCGCCAACCUCCCUCCUCCCAUGGCCGACGACCCCUUUGAAUCCACCGGCUUCAUCACCGCCUUCUCCGCGUUCUCGCUCGACCUCGUCCCCGUAUUUACACGAUCGGCCUGGGGGUUUUCGGGUUAUUUGGGCGAGAUGGAGAGGGUUUUAAUGGAGUUUGAUUCUGAUGCUCUGAGGGCUUAUUUGCAGAUAGUCGACGUGUCGAGUAUUUUGGGGGUGGAGAGGGAUAUAAGUGACCAUGCUAUCCAGUUGUUCAGAGACUGUGCUUGCACUACUUAUCUGAGGAAUAGGAAUGUGGAGGCCUUGGCGACUGCGGCCCUGGUGCAGGCCGUAAGGGAGGCUCAGGAGCCCCGGACUUUGCAGGAAAUCUCAGCUGCUGCAAAUGUUCCUCAGAAAGAGAUUGGCAAAUACAUCAAAAUUCUUGGCGAUGCUCUGAAAUUAAGCCAACCCAUCAACAGCAACUCCAUAUCAGUGCACAUGCCCAGAUUUUGCUCUCUCCUGCAACUCAACAAGUCUACCCAGGAUCUUGCCACCCACAUUGGUGAAGUUGUCAUAAACAAAUGCUUUUGCACCCGACGGAAUCCCAUAAGUAUCUCUGCAGCUGCCAUUUAUCUCUCUUGCCAACUCGAAGAUAAGAGAAAAACCCAAGCAGAGAUCUGCAAAGUUACAGGACUCACUGAGGUCACACUGCGCAAAGUGUACAAAGAAUUGCUCGAGAAUUGGGAUGACCUCUUGCCCCCAAAUUACACCCCUGCCGUUCCUCCUGAAAAAGCCUUUCCCAUGACUGUAAUCACCUCAAAUCGAUCCAAAUUGGAUCCCCUCGAAACCAUUUCUCCUACCACCUCACAUUUUGAAAAUCAAAAGCAGUCCGAAAUUCCCAAGCCCCCCAAAAUUCAAGAAGCCUCAGAAAAUGGCCCCUCAACAAAGGGCAAGGAAAAGGAAUCAGACCCUAAAACCAACUCUCGCUGUCCACCACCCAUUGUUCCUUAUGGCCUAAACAUUGACCCUAGAGUCUUUCAUGAAAUGGCCCAUGCCCAAGCGCCCUUUUGGCAACAGCCCCAACUUCUGUUUGGUUUGCCUGCUUUCAGGCCAGAGGGAGAGAAGAUUCAGAGGAGAGACCAAUUGGGUCAAAAGAAAAAUCGGGAUGUUGUUAUGCGUGAUGUUCAACCAGGCUCCUCACGCUCUUCGGAUUUCAAACAAAAAGUGGACAGAGAUGUUAAGAAUAUUAAUGAUAGUGAUGUGAAGAUUACCAGUGAUAGAGAUGCGAAUAUUAAUACUAGUACUAAUAGUACUGUGAGUAGUGGUAUGAGUAACGCUCAAUGGGGGACUCAAUUUUCAGGCGUACCAGGAGGUAACAUGUGGCCUGUUCAUGGGCAGCUUGUAUCGGGUGGUUAUGUUCGAUUUGUGCAGCCUCAAGCAGUUUCAGGUUUUGGUGCUCCAAUACAGGGAGUCGGGAGUGAAAAAGACGGGUCUUGUGGAGAUAGGGGAGUUGAGAGACUAAGCAUGGGUUCUUCCUCAGAUCGAAUGGAUUGUUUGCCGAUGAAGCAAGAUAAUAGUGGAGGGAGUGGGAGCACCCCAUCAGAUGGCCAUAAAGGGCGAGGUUGAUAUUCUUGCAUUAUUGGGGUUUGGCCUCUUGGUUAUCAUGGGGGUGUUAUGGGCUUCAGCACAAUGCACAAGUUAUGAGUUCCUGCUGAACUUUCCCAGAGAAAAGUAGCCCCCCAAAAGAGUGGAUCUUGUGUUAAAUGGGAUUUUAUACUGGGAAAUUAUAUGUACACACUGGGGAUACUGUGUAUGGUGUGAAAAGAAAGUUUCUCUUGCACAAUGUGUAUAUUGAAAAUAUUUUUAGAAGGAUCUUUGAAUGUCAAAAUCAGAUUUUGAGCUCCUCUGCACCUUCAUGUUUGCUAGGUAGAGAACAGUGUUACCAUUGUGCGUCAUACUUUGUCUCCAUAUAAAUCUGUAUUACUUUGGAA